Podospora bellae-mahoneyi is the source of this 5493-nucleotide messenger RNA. RefSeq lists its product as uncharacterized. Gene Ontology annotation, cellular component: cell division site; mating projection tip. The transcript has a single exon. The record is from RefSeq and is a predicted model, not a curated record. Lineage: Eukaryota; Fungi; Ascomycota; Sordariomycetes; Sordariales; Podosporaceae. Gene Ontology annotation, biological process: barbed-end actin filament capping; mitotic actomyosin contractile ring assembly; actin filament bundle assembly. Gene Ontology annotation, molecular function: actin binding; small GTPase binding. Bases 1 to 5493 code for a protein of 1830 amino acids.
AUGUCAUCCCACGACAAGGCGAGGGCUUCCAGCGGGAAGGCCUCGUCCUUCUUCCACCGAUCCAAGAACAAGGUCGACAAGCGAACCACGGCCAACGAUGCCCAAUACUUGGCCACCGACAACGACGGUGCCAGCUCUGUACACUCGCGCAGCUCGCGCCACCAACGAGAGUCCUCGGUCAUCUCUCUCGAUCGCCCAGACUCAUCCGGCUCCGGCAUCAAUAACAUGGCCGGAGUCAUGACCACAAUCCCAUACGAUGCCGUCCCGAGCGGCCGCCGCUCGCCCGUUCCCGUGGAAUAUCUCCCACAAGGCGAUCAGAUGCCCAUUCGACUUCAACCGCACCACUUAAACAAGGCCACCAGCGAUUUUCAUCAGUACCCAACUUUUGAUACCCCUCAGCAUGCUUCUAGUCCUAACCUCAGCACACCGCGCGUGCCCGCACACGCCUCUCCGAGCAUAUCUAAUAUCACAAUGGCUACCACAGGCCGCCAGGCCCAAUUUCAACAAUGGGGACCGCCGCGAGAGGGCGGAAGUUCCAACAAUUCCCGCUACAAUUCAUACAUGACGACCACAACCAGGAGCUCUGGAGACAACGCAAGCAUCAUGUCAGGUAAUACAGGAUCCUACCAUGACCAGGCCCAGGCCCAAGGACACAAUCGCUUAUCAAGAACAGCUUUGCCAAGCGCCUCUUCGCAGUCUUCCUUUUUGUCGCCGCACUCCCCCGCUCCCAGGGACGCCCGCAAUACCAAGUUCCCGUCCGGAUUCCCGAACAGCGACGGUUUCCAGUUUCCAAGGCCCACCGACGAAUCGAUCAUCGAGCAAAUGUUCCUUGCGCUCAUGCAAAAAAGAGGAUGGCACAAUCUUCCGGACCAGGCCAAACGACAGAUGGUGGCAUACCCAGCCGACAAGAAAUGGACCCUCAUCUACCAGGACCGGCUUGCCGAGUGGCAGGGCGACCAGAAACGGAGACAGACCGCCAGGACAGGUCAGUACAGCAAUGUUGAUCUGACCCAGCUGCCAGACGAAGAGGGAAGCCCCGAAUGGUACGUGCGCAAGGUUAUGGAAAAUGCGCUCGACUCGAAGGGCUUGGGCAGUUUGGAGGUCAACCUGCGGACGCAGCAGAUCGGCUGGGUGAAGCGGUUUAUCGAGUGCCAGGGUCAGGUUGCUUUGACGAACGUGCUGCUCAAGAUCAACCGGAGGACGGUCAACGGCCCGACUCAGGACUCUGGAAAGGGCGACAAGAACCUCGAUAAGGAGUACGACAUUGUCAAGUGCCUCAAGGCGUUGAUGAACAACAAGUUUGGAGCGGAAGAUGCGCUGGCCCACCAGCAGGUCCUUGUGGCCUUGGUUGUGUCUUUGAUAUCGCCUCGGCUGACGACCCGGAAGCUGGUCAGCGAAGUGUUGACCUUUUUGUGCCAUUGGAACGAGGGCAAGGGGCAGCUCAAGGUGAUUGAGGCGAUGGACGUGGUCAAGAAUCAGCAAGGAGAAAACGGGAGGUUUGAUGCCUGGAUGCGCCUUGUGGAGGUCACCAUUGAUGGGCGGGGCAAGAUGGGCAGCUUGGUCGGCGCGAGCGAGGAGGUACGCAGCGGUGGCAUCGGCAUGGAGAACCUGCUGAUGGAAUACGCCGUGGCCACGCUCAUCUUGAUCAACAUGUUCAUCGACGCCCCUGAAAAGGACCUCCAGAUGCGUGUGCAUAUUCGUGCGCAGUUUACGGCAUGCGGCAUCAAGCGGAUGCUGAACAAGAUGGAGGCGUUUCAGUACGACCUCAUCGACAAGCAGAUCGAGAGGUUCCGAACCAACGAGGCCAUUGACUAUGAGGAUAUGUUUGAGAGGGAGAACAGCAGUAUCAAGGACAGCGUGGAGGGGGAAGUCAGGGACCUCAAUGACCCAGUACAGAUUGUUGACGCUAUUCAGCAGCGGCUGAAGGGGAGUAAAACGCAGGAUUACUUCAUCUCGGCUUUGCAGCAUUUACUUUUAAUCAGGGAGAAUGAUGGCGAGGAACGGUUGCGCAUGUUCCAGCUGGUGGAUGCCAUGUUGAGUUAUGUGGCUAUGGAUCGGCGUUUGCCGGAUAUGGACCUGAAGCAAAGCCUGAAUUUUACUGUGCAAAACCUUCUCGACAAGCUGCAUACCGACUCGGAAGCUCGACAGGCUUUCGAUGAAGCUACUGAGCAACGGCGCAUUGCCGAGGCUGCCCUGGCAGAGCGCGAUGAGCUUAGAGAAAGGAUAGCGAUGGGCGCCGAUGGCCUCGUGGCCAAGCUUCAGAAGCAGAUUGAUGAACAGGCCAGGUUUAUCGAUGCUCAAAGACGACAGGCCGAGGGUCUCAAGUCUGAGAUGGAUAACCUCCAGACGCUCAGAGCGAAGGAGGCCCAGCGUUACGAGUUGGAAACACGCGAGCUGUAUCUCAUGCUUCGCGAUGCCCAGGAUGUUGCUGCUUCCAACGCUGCCAAGGGUAACAAGCUCGGGGAGGAGGAUCCAGCUGCCAUGAAGGGCAUUUUGGAUCGCGAGAGGCUCAUGAGCCGUCUUCAGAUGCAGCUUGAGCGACAAAAGACGGUGUAUAAGCUGGAAGGCAGAGUCUGGGGAGAGUCUGUGGGUCCAUCAGACAGACUACGUGCUCUGCGUGAGGAGAUGGAUGGCUUUGGCGGUGCGGCUGAUCAUCCUGACGGUCCCGCUCCCAGAGACUUCACCAAUAGCAUGCUCGGCAGUGUCAAGAGGUCAACCAGGAUACCGCGGAAACCUCUUGGACCUCGUGGUGAGCGGCAAGCGACAGAGGGUGACGUACUGGAAGAGGAUAUCGAUGAGGAAGAUGAUGCCAUCAUUAUCGAGAAGCCUCGCCUGGUUGAGUACAAGCGGCCUGUAUUAGAUCCCAAGAAGGCUGCUGGCAUGUUCAACGAGCUCCAGGGCAAGGUGCAGCGAUACGAUGCCAGUGACUCCGAAGACAACGAUGGCAUCACUACCGGUCCUUCCCAUCCAAGCUUGGAGGCACAGGCUCCUGCUACUCCCAGCGACAAUGAGCCGCCCAAGAUUCGGAUCACGGACACCACACCAGCGGCUCCUGCCCCUCCCGGCCCGGCUGCUGGCGGUCCUCCACCACCGCCUCCUCCUCCCCCCCCGCCCAUGCCCGGGAGACUUCCGGGAGCUCCUCCACCAAUUCCAGGUGCUGCUCCUCCAGCAGCCGGCGGCCCUCCUCCGCCGCCUCCACCGCCGCCUCCCCCCAUGCCUGGCAAACUGCCCGGUGCUCCCCCUCCGGUGCCGGGUGCUGGUGGGCCACCACCUCCUCCUCCGCCACCUCCCCCUCCUCCCAUGCCCGGCACGGGCGGCGUGCCUCCUCCGCCGCCACCGCCCCCGCCUAUGCCUGGUAUGAAGGGUAUGCCGGCACCUCCACCACCGCCCAUGCCUGGUGGAAUGUCAGGCCACUUUCUGUCCCGAAACCAGAACCUUGCUCCCGCCGGACCCUCUCUCGGCUUGUCGAUUGUUCGGCCUAAGAAGAAGCUCAAGGCUCUCCACUGGGAGAAGGUCGACUCACCGCUCACCACCCACUGGGCCGCUCACACCCCCUCGGCCGAAGACAGAGAAGAGAAGUACCUGGAGCUUAGUCGCAAGGGCAUUCUGGACGAAGUCGAGAAGCUGUUCAUGGCGCGAGAAAUCAAGGCUCUAGGAGGAGGGCAGGCCAAGAAGGACGACAAGAAGCAGAUCAUCUCUAACGACUUGCGCAAGGCUUACGAAAUUGCCCUCGCCAAGUUUUCUCAGCUGUCUGUGGAGAAGGUGGUGCAGAUGAUUAUCCACUGCGAUCCCGAGGUUCUCGACAACCCGGUCGUGAUGGACUUUUUGCAAAAGGAGGACCUGUGCAACAUUCCGGACAGCACGGCCAAGCUGUUGGCGCCGUACAGCAAGGACUGGACGGGGCCCGAGGCGGACAAGGAGACGCGCGAGCAGGAUCCGGCCGAGCUGACGAGGCAGGAUCAGAUUUAUCUCAUGACUGCCUUUGAGCUGCAUCACUAUUGGCGCAGCCGGAUGCGCGCCCUGUCGCUGACGCGCAAUUUCGAGUCGGAGUAUGACGAGAUCACGGAAAAGAUGAGGACUGUGGUUGGGGUCUCGGAGUCGCUUAGGGACUCGGUCGCGUUGAUGAAUGUUUUGGGACUGAUUCUUGAUAUCGGCAAUUACAUGAACGACGCGAACAAGCAGGCGAGGGGGUUCAAGCUCUCAUCCUUGUCGCGGUUGGCGAUGGUGAAGGACGACAAGAACGAGUCGACGCUGGCGGACCUGGUGGAGAGGAUUGUCCGGAACCAGUACCCCGAGUGGGAGAACUUUACGGGGGAUAUCAACGGGGUGUUGGUGGCGCAGAAGAUCAACAUUGAGCAGCUGCAGCAGGACGCGAAGAAGUAUAUUGACACCAUCGCCAGCGUUCAGAGGAGCUUGGACAGUGGGAACUUGUCGGAUCCGAAGAAGUUUCACCCCCAGGAUCGGGUCGCGCAGGUGGUGGGACGGUGCAUGAAGGAUGCGAGGAGGAAGGCGGAGCAGAUGGAGGUUUAUCUGGAGGAGAUGGUCAAGACGUACAAUGACAUUAUGGUGUUUUAUGGGGAGGAUCCGACGGAUGAGAAUGCCAGACGGGAUUUUUUCAGCAAGCUGGCGGGGUUUAUUAAUGAGUGGAGGAGGAGUCAUGAGAAGAAUGAGGCUUUGGAGAGGCAGAGGAAGUUGAAUGAGCAGCAGCUGAAGAGGAAGAAUGCGGCGAUGAAGGCGCUGCAGGAUAGAGAGGGGGGAGGGGGAGGGGGUGGUGGCGGGUUGGCUAGUCCUACCAGCACGGGGGCGAUGGAUAGUUUGAUGGAGAAGUUGAGGGCUGCGGCGCCGCAGGCUAGGGAUCAGAGGGAUAGACGGAGGAGGGCGAGGUUGAAGGAUAGGCAUCAGGUGAGGGUUGCCAGUGGGCAGAAGCUGCCUGAGCUGGGGAGCGGGGUUAGCGGGGGGGAGGGGGGGGGUGGUGCUGGGGAGGUGAAUGGAGAUGGUGGGGAGGGAGGGUUGGAACGGGUGAGGAGUAAUGAGACGGCCGAGGGGGGUGGUGGUGAGGCUGAGGGUGGUGCUGGGAGGAGAGGCAGCAAACCUGAUGUUUUGGUGCCGACGAAGGAAGUCACGGCGGAAAACGACGCAGGAGAAGACGAUGUUGCUCAGCGGGCGGCGUUGUUGCUGCAGGGUUUCAGAGGGGGGGGUGAUGGGGUUAAUGAUGGGGACGAUGCGGAAAAGAGGGAGAAUUUGAGGAGGUCGAGAAGGAAAACGGCCGAUGAUGAAAGGCGGGCGAGGAGAAUGAGGAGGGAAAAGGCGCAUAGCACGGUCAGCAACGGGGGUGAUUCUGCUGCCAGCACGGUUGGGGAUGGGGAGGUUAUUGGGGGGGAUGUACCGCCUACGCCGAGCGCCGAGGAGUUUGCUGCUGCUGCUGCGGCGGCGGGGGUGGAGUUGACUAGUAUGGGGGGAGGGAAUACGGCGAAUGGGAAUGGAAGUGCGUAG